CAUUGCGAUGGCCUCCAACUCGGAUACUGUGUCUGAUAGUCACACGAAUAGUUUAUCAAAUAGAUCCGAAAGUCAGCCUGACAAUGACUUUACUCACAAUGAACUCAAAGGCUGGCUUUUAAAGAGGGGUCGGUUGUCCCGCAAAUGGAAAAAACAGUGGUUCCAGCUUAAAAACUGUGACCUAUAUUAUGGCAACACAUCCGAGGAGUCCAGUUUGAAAAAGAAAAUUCCUUUAACCAACGCUGACUUAUCAGAAGCAAAUGUGGAUAAAAAACAAUAUGCUUUUCGCAUUAAGAGCAAGGAAAAUGGACGCACAUAUUACAUGCAAGCAGAAAAUGAAAGUGAACAAAAUGAUUGGAUGCAGGCGAUAUGUUUUGCGAAAGCUGCUGGUAGCCAUGGAUCUAACUCACAAGCAUGUGUUAUACAGUGACAGUGCUGUACAGCUGAUGAAUGUUGAAAUACUGGGAUCAAGUUGGAUGUGGACAAUUCUUAUGAAAAUGGCAUAAAAUGGUGAAAAAACAUCUCAGAAUGCCAUUUGUGGUUGUCACCCAAAUAUUCAAGAGCUUUUGUAGUAGGUGGACACUGUCAGGAGUUGGAGUGAGAGAGGAGGUUUAGAUUGUGGGAUGAAGAAAGAACAUGGCUUAUUCACCCACAAGGUCUAGAUUUUCAAUGGAUAAAAGGAAGCUAAAUCUUAUUCCUCCUGUGUGUCAUGUCAGUUCAUCUUAAGACUCAUGGAUGUGUGGUUUAUUUUGGAAAGACACAACUUUGUCAUCUCUCCAUAUUUGUUACUGUUGUUAAUCUAAUUACAUAUUACUUUCAAGUUAGUUUUUCAAGAAAAUGCUGUGAAAAACAAGUAUUUAUUGACCAUUUCUUUUCCGACUACAUGAAAUAUUGCUAAUGGGGAUCACCAUCUUUAUAUGUCAAUGAUAUCAACAUUUAUAUGAUUAGGAAUAGGAUUUACAAAAUUGAAACUGUUUGUUAAGAUAAUGAUGUUUUCAUCUGAUAGUUCAUGAUGCAAAAUAGAUACAAAAUUAAUUUGAUAUUUUACUACAGACCAUAACAGACAUACACUACUCGUAUAGAUCAUAUUUAUAUUUGUUUUAUCUUUUCACUUGAUUCGAUUAUAGCAUUGAGAUUUGAUAAGGACUAUCAAUAUGGUUUCGUCAGUUGCAGCUAAUGCAGAUUUGUUUUGUUGUUGUUUAGCAUGUUUAGAUAACCAAUAUUUUGCAGUUGAUGCUGAAGAGUGUAGGGAUUCUGUGCAAUUAAGAUGAUUAAUUAUGGAGGAUGUUGUUUGACAUUCAGUGACAUGCUGGAUAUCCUGUUACAUACUUGUUGUGAUUCUGCGAUGGCCUUAUCUAUGUGGUUAACUCGUGCCAUCGGCUCUCUCUUGGUAAAUAUUUGGCUUUGUAAAUUAAAAGAUAUUCUGUGUCGGUCUCACCAGUAAUCAAUGCUAAUUAAUAACUGUCACCCUAAAUUCUACUGAAAAGGAUACAUGAUUGGGCAAGUGAUCUUUGUUUUGGCACAUACUGCCUUCGAGAAAAACUAUUAAUUCUAAAAGGAUUAUCAUUUUCAGCUCUAAGCUGACGUCCACCUUUUUAAUCAGAAAUGAAAAGGAAAUCUUGUGUUAUGUAUACAGGGAUUUAUCUGGACCUGCUGAAGGCCGAUAUUCGGUUCUAAGUCUGCAGCAAAUGGCAGUAAAUAUUCCCAUCUUGGAAUUUAGCUUUUUAUUAAUAGUUAUUACUAGUAUUAUCACUUUGUAGAGGUGAUUUUAUAUCACUGAUAACAGGACCAGUAAAAAGGAAGAGACAUUAUUUUAAUGGAUACAAUGUUGUAAUUCCUUUGACGUUUUAUGAACAUGAGGACUCUUAAAAACUUCCCAAGUUUGCACAAAAUUCAUUUUUUAUUCCAAUUUGCCUGCAUUAGGGCACUAAGUUUGAAACCCUAGAUAUAUCCCUGGUAUAUGUAUUUAUAUCCCAGGAUCUGAUAACAUCUUGAUAACAUCUACAAAAAAUAUGUAUUUGCAGAACUAUUUAGUUCACUUUUUUCUUGUCUGUCAUUCCUCUCCCAAGUAUGGAAUGAUACGAUGCAAUUAUGUAAUUUUGUUUAAUGAGGUCUAAUCAACCAUACUUAGAUAAGGCCAGAGCAAUGUUGUUUAGAUUUUAUCCCCACUGCUCAAAGGAAUGUACAUUAGAUUUUGAAGCACUCAGUAUUCUCGUAUUACAAACAUGCUGUAUUUGAAAUUGAGGAUGUCCAUGAUGAUUUUGGAUAGGGUUUUAGAGCCCGAGGAAUUGCCUACAUGUUAACAUGUAAAACUUCAUUUGUAAUUUCAAACACUGGACAUAGCAGUGUUGGAGACUAAGAGGGGCUUUAGGUUCUUGUGGACUGGUUUUUGAUCUUGGAUACCCCUAAACCUUUAACUUUUAACAUUAGGGCUAAAACUAGAAGACCUAUGGCUAUCAGACUUAAUUUCAAAUACAGCAUAGUAUGUGGUUUGGUGUAUGAUGAAGAUUUAGCCCUGAUUUUUGCUUACCAUAAUGAACUUAGCCCAGGAAAUAUAAUCAAAGUAUAUCUGUCCUGUGAAUAUGUGUGUUACCUUUUCGUUCUGGAUUCUAACUGAGAAACUGUUCAAGUGAUCUUCAUGGAACUGUGCACAUGUUAACCAGAUUGUCUAUUGGUGGUUACAGCAUCAACAGUCUUCAUAUUUCAUGAGGCGAUUUUACAUUUUACAAGACCAUUUCUACUGAAAUUAGGUUUAAGAUGAAAUUGUUGUUUGGGUAAGUGAUCCUUAACUUCAGGUAUUUUACUAUUUAUAAGGUUAAAGCCAACUUCAAAAACGUUUGAAGACAUCUCUGUGAACACGGUGAAACAACACACAACAACUAAGUGACCUAGUGGUGUCUUUGAUAUUUCAAUUUUUUUCCCCUUUUUUUUAAACUUUUCCCUUGAAGCAAGAUCAAAUAAAUGUUUGAUGUUAGGGGUAUGGGGUCCUUGAGGUUUGCACCCAUUGUGUUUGAAUUUAGGGACCCCAAUGUUGUUAACCUUUAACAUUAGGGCUUUGAGAAGGACCCGCUUGACUUUCAUGCUUAAUUUGUGUUGGCCAAUUUUCUCCAGUAUACACCAUCAUCAAAUAUUGGAAUGAGUACACAGAAUUAACUUACAUUACAUUUCAAUCUUGUUUUGAUGCUUUGUUUUGAGAGGUUUCUGCUGAUAUGUAUCUAUAUCAAAUUCUUUGUAUUGCUUGGUAUUCAGUGAUACAGUCUAUGUAUAUGUUUGAGUUACCAAAGUUCAACCUUCCAAAGUCUAAAAAGGAAAUGCAUACUGGUAACCAUAGUAGCUGAAGUAUGUGUGGGAUGAGGGAAGUAGAACAUGUUAUUCAGAGGUCAACAUAUAUCAGUGCUCUACAGUAUAGCCAAUUCGGAUGGGAUAUCCUGCAGAGAAUUCAACAGAAAAACACAAUACAUGUGUGUAUGUCAGCAACUCACACAGAACCAGCUUGGAUUUGAGAUCAUUCAUUGCUGCAUGUUUAACUUUUGAAAUUGUGGUUAUUUUAUUGUGGAAUGGAAAUCAUUCAAUAUUACAUGGGCUGGAUGUAAAAGUUUAUUUUAAAGGGGCGUGAUAUGGAAUGAUUAGUUUUGAAUGAAUAUAUCUUUUCCAUGCAUAUUCUUUGAUACCUAUUUAAAGGGUAAUUCAAGUGUUGAUCCCCAGGGUAACCUUUGAGUGGAGGAUCAGGACCAGUGGAAUCAUAGAGGGUCCUGGAUUCAAAGACGUUUGCUGCUCAAGUAUUGGAAUCCAGGGUGCCUCAAAUAUUGGUUUUACAGGGAUCUAUUUGGACCUGACAGAGGUCGAAAUUCGGCCCCAAGUCUGCACCCAAUGUCAGUAGAAAUUCCCAAACUAGAAUUAUAAAUUUCCCAAUUCCCCGGUGUCAUGGCUUCGGAGAGGUGACUUGUAUUUUACUGAUAACAGGACUGAUAAAGAGGAUCAAAAAGGCUGUCGUGAUGUUAGUGAUGUGUUUUACACUUACAUUGAGUACAAUGUUGAAAUACCUCCUAACCUGAGAAAAAUGCAAACAAUAAUCCCAAUUUUGAAAAAAUGAGGACUUUUUCCUAGUUUGCCUGCCAAGGGUACUUAGUUUAGAAUCCUGGUUGCAACUACCCUGCCUUGACUGUCAUGCUCAUUUUUGAAAUCCUGUGACCAUUAGAUAUUUUUCAUAUGUGGAAGACCAAUGCAAUGUUUUAACACUGCAAGUGUUCUAUGAAGAGUUCAGUAUUCCCUUUAAAAUGCAGUCCGGUUGUUACAGGUCCCCUGAUGUCGAUGUCCAUUAGGGCCAGAGUCUUCAGACUGUUACAAACAUAUACAGGCACAGUGAGCACGCUACAGGUUAUCAGUACAAUGUAUUGAUUUGUGACAGAUGUAUCAUGAUCUACACUUCUUUAUAAAUUAUCAUUUUGUAUUGAAGAGAGACCUUAACAGCAAAUGUCAAAUAUUUGGGUUUACCGUAUAUGACUGUAGAUAAGUCGAUCUCAUAAGUCGAGGUAUUAACUUGGCCCUUGAAAUCUGUACCAAAAUGUUUUGUGAGGUAGAUAAGCCUGACUCCCAACCUAAAACUACGUCUCGUCAUGAUCCGUCGUUGGCUUAUCUAUGGUCAGAUACAGUAGUCUUUUUCAGUAUCAUUUCACAUACUUUGGAUCAAAAUAAUAAAACUUAGACUCCUAUCCUAGAUGGUGUUAGCCUAUGAGGACACUCCAUAACUGUAAUUAUAGCUAAAAUGGAUAGAAUUAUCAUUAAACCGCCCGCAUGUUAUCAGAAAUGAGCGGGCCACUGUAACUUGAUAAUGCCCUCAUAUUGCUUGACGACGGGCCAUUAUCACGCCCGU
Haliotis rufescens (red abalone) is the source of this 4873-nucleotide messenger RNA. Its product is annotated as cytohesin-2-like. Bases 8 to 430 code for a protein of 140 amino acids. Lineage: Eukaryota; Metazoa; Mollusca; Gastropoda; Lepetellida; Haliotidae. The record is from RefSeq and is a predicted model, not a curated record. The transcript is spliced from 2 exons.